AUGUUUGGAAAGGGAACAAUCGCAGUGGAGGAGGCGGUCAUCAGUCCCGACUCAGCUUGGCUUCUGAGAGAGGACUUGGCCAAGCUGAGCCCAGGGGAUUUUACUGAGAAGUUCUUUGAGGAACAUAAAGCGCGCCUUGGGGAUAUACACGACAAGCGGCUCCAAUCAAUGGACAAUGAGGGUGUCGAGUACAUGCUGCUUUCCCUCACGGCGCCGGGCUGCCAAGGUAUCCAAGAGAAAGGGCUAGCGGAAGCCACCGCACGAGAAACGAAUGACUGGCUGUCAGUAGAGGUUGCCAAGAAUCCAGCUCGAUUUGGAGGCCUGGCAGCUUUAUCCAUGCAUGAUCCGUCCCAAGCAGCUCUCGAACUCGAGCGGGCCGUGAAGGAGUUGGGAUUCUUUGGUGGCUUGGUCAAUGAUUUCCAAAGCACUGGUGACGGGACCGGUAAGGAGUAUUUCGAUACGAACAAGUAUGAUCCCUUCUGGAAGAAAGUAGAAGAGCUUGACGUGCCCAUCUACUUCCAUCCUCGUUAUACUAUUGGGCCUGAGCUGGAGGAUGGAACGAAAUAUGGAGAUCGACCGCAUCUGCUGGGUGCCGCAGUGCAAUUUCAUCUUGACUUAUCAUUCCACGUCUAUGCCAUGUGCUCUUCAGGGAUGUUCGACCGGUUCCCGGGUGUCAAGAUUGUGGUUGGUCAUCUUGGGGAGAACAUUCCGUUCAAUCUUGUGAGAGCUUGCCACUGGUACAACAAGCCCUCCAAAAAGAAAACGCGCCCGUCGAGGGAAGACUAUCGCUACUACUUCCAGCACAAUAUCUACAUAACCACAUCUGGAAACUUUAACACCAGGGGGCUCAAGUACUGCCUCGAUGAGCUCGGGGUUGACAAGUGCUUGUAUUCCAUAGAUACACCUUACGAUCAGGUGGAGGUGGGUCAAGCCUGGUGGCGCACAGUGGAGCUGGGCGAGGGCCAAAAGGAACAAGUCGGAAGAACAAAUGCUAUAAAGCUGUUCAAGCUACCGUUGGAGAUCUGA
This is a messenger RNA of Penicillium cosmopolitanum, 1026 nucleotides long. Its product is annotated as amidohydrolase family protein. Gene Ontology annotation, biological process: secondary metabolic process. Bases 1 to 1026 code for a protein of 341 amino acids. The record is from RefSeq and is a predicted model, not a curated record. The transcript is spliced from 4 exons. Gene Ontology annotation, molecular function: carboxy-lyase activity; hydrolase activity. NCBI's taxonomy places the organism in Eukaryota, Fungi, Ascomycota, Eurotiomycetes, Eurotiales, Aspergillaceae. Gene Ontology annotation, cellular component: cytosol; cytoplasm.